This is a messenger RNA of Chiloscyllium plagiosum (whitespotted bambooshark), 348 nucleotides long. Lineage: Eukaryota; Metazoa; Chordata; Chondrichthyes; Orectolobiformes; Hemiscylliidae. The record is from RefSeq and is a predicted model, not a curated record.
CUUCACUUGGUUCACUGGAACUCGACAAAGUACAAAACCUUUGGGGAGGCGGCAGGGUCACAUGACGGACUGGCUGUGGUCGGUGUGUUCCUGGAGACUGGAGAUAAACAUGCCGAUAUGCACAAAUUGACAGAUGCCUUGUACAUGGUUAAAUUCAAGGAAACAAAGGCUCCGUUUAAGGACUUUGACCCACAGUGCCUGUUGCCGAAAUGCAAGGAUUACUGGACAUACGCCGGCUCUCUGACCACACCACCCCUGAAUGAGAGUGUGACCUGGAUCAUCUUCAGGGAGCCCAUCAGCCUGUCCGAGAAGCAAGUGAGUGGCCAGUGUUUCUCCUGGAUACUCCAG